AUGCACCCCUGCGAAGAAUUCGGCCAGCAGAACCUCUCUUUUGUCUUAGCUGUCGAAGAAACAUCAGUAUCAAAUGCCUCAUCCACUGCCAUCAACCUCGGCCGCGUCAUCGACAUCACCACCUUAGUCGACCCAGCCACGAGAUCCAUCUCAUGGAUGAGCCCCAAAGACUCACAAAGCACAUGGCGCUUAAUGGCUUGCGCCGCGGGGGCGAAGAAGCUGACGGGCUUCUUUGACGAGUAUAUGAUCCCUGAAGAGCAGGACAGAGAGCUCCUCGUCCGCGUUGGGAAGUAUGCAUGGGAAGACAGCAUGGAAACGGUUACAGCCCUCUGGUGGACGCACAACUUCGCCGACGCCUUCCGCGCACAAAGGGGCUACGACAUCACACCCUGCCUCCCCUUCCUCAUCCAACUUGACAAUUACUGGGCGGCACAGAACCUCCCCUACGGCGAAUCCUUCCUCUCGCAGGACAACAGCACCCUAGUCUCCCGCUGCAACGACGACUACCGCCUCACCCUCCAAGCCGGAUACGAAGACUACAUCCUUACAACCUCAGAAUGGGCUCACAAACGGGGACUAAAAUACUCCAACCAGCCAUCCCUAGGCUUCGACGAAUCCCCUUCCCUGUACCGCCACCUCUCCGGCCCAGCACACAUGGCCCGCAACCCCGUCGUCUCCUCUGAAGCCGGCGCCGUCAACGGCGCAGGCUACACCCAGACCAUCGCGGACCUGCUCCGUAUUGUCCGCCGCGGUCUCGCGGGCGGGAUAAGCAUGAACGUCCUGCAUGGGUACGCGUACUCUGGCACUUACGCGCAGACGACAUGGCCUGGGUAUACCGUCUUCGCGUACACGUUCACCGACAUGUGGGGGCCGCGGAUGCCGGCGUGGAGGGGGAGCAGUCAACACGUCGGCGGUAAAGGUGACAACGAUACCAGUGAUGGGUUCAUGGCUGAUGCGAUGGCAUAUGUUGCGAGGAACCAGUUUAUCAGUCAAGUUGGUACCGCGAGGGUUGAUCUCGCGUUCUAUCAGUAUGCGGCACCGUUCGACAAGGUGGUCUAUGAGAGCGACAACCUUGAGAAGAUGGGCUUCACGUACGACUACCUCGGUCCUGCAAGCUUCUCCUCCCAGCACGCCGCCGUCAACGAGAAGGGUAUCCUCGCGCCGGAUGGACCUGCGUAUAAAGCUCUCAUCUUUGCCAACCAGACAAAGUUGACGCUGGAGAUGGCGAUGCAGACGAGAACAUUCGCCGAAGCAGGGCUGCCCAUUUUCGUUAUUGGGAGCGCGGAUUUCCAGAGCGUUGGUGUCGAUGGAGCCGCUUCAAUGGAGAGCGUGAUGGUGCUCAAGUCCGCGGAGGAGGUACCAGCUGCGCUUGCUGCUCUCAACAUCCAACCUCGGGUCUUGUUUCUGGAAGGAGGUGAGGUCGAGAAGUGGUACUCCUUCUCGCGAAGCACAGAUGAUGCAGAGGUCGUGUUCUUAUAUAACGACGGGGAAACCUCCACGACCACGAACGUCAGCAUUCUCGAUAUGGAGGGCAGGUCACCGCACGUCCUCGACGCCUGGACGGGCUCGGCAUCACCACUUUUACAAUACACUGUCGAGGAGAACAACGUCGUUCUCCCAGAAGCAACAACUCUCGACGUAUGGAACAUCACAGUAAACGACUGGCGCGGCAGCAACAACUCCCUCUGCAUGGAAACCGCCGUCACACCUUACCGGUUCCCCAACAGCCCGCUAGCGCCCUGGAAAGAUCUAGACCCCGUGAACCUGAGCAACACAAGCGGUACAGCAACCUACGAAACCACCUUCCGAACCCCAUCCUCAUCUACCGCGGCACAGCGCUUAGGAGCUCAUCUUCACCUGGGUGCCAUCAUAGACGCAAUGACGCUCUGGGUCAACGACGAGAGAAUCAUUCUCGACGUGAACAGCUCGCCUGACGUUGUGGUGGAUAUCACAUCCUACCUGAACCCCUCCGAGGGCGCCGAUAACGUGGUCCUAGUAGAAGUUGCUUCGACGCUGUAUAAUCGCGUGAGACCGGAGCAGGACAGCAUCAUGACGUCUGGUGGCGCUGCUUCACGUGCGGGUGCGAGUUACUUCGAGGCUCAUCCGGCUGAAGAGUAUGUACUCAAGGGGCCGGUGUCGGUUCAAUGGGUGAAGGUUGUUGACAUCCUUUGA
Messenger RNA from Colletotrichum scovillei, 2172 nucleotides. RefSeq lists its product as uncharacterized. NCBI's taxonomy places the organism in Eukaryota, Fungi, Ascomycota, Sordariomycetes, Glomerellales, Glomerellaceae. The record is from RefSeq and is a predicted model, not a curated record. Bases 1 to 2172 code for a protein of 723 amino acids. The transcript has 6 exons.